Siniperca chuatsi (mandarin fish) is the source of this 3178-nucleotide messenger RNA. Its product is annotated as zinc finger protein 664-like. Gene Ontology annotation, biological process: regulation of transcription by RNA polymerase II. Gene Ontology annotation, molecular function: DNA-binding transcription factor activity, RNA polymerase II-specific; RNA polymerase II cis-regulatory region sequence-specific DNA binding. The record is from RefSeq and is a predicted model, not a curated record. The transcript is spliced from 3 exons. Gene Ontology annotation, cellular component: nucleus. The coding region runs from base 158 to 1819 and encodes 553 amino acids. Lineage: Eukaryota; Metazoa; Chordata; Actinopteri; Centrarchiformes; Sinipercidae.
CCCUCCCGCACUUCCACUGUCGGAACUUAACAGUGUGACAUCCAGCGGAAGUAAACAACACCACCGCGAGCGUUAGCUGCAUGCAUGUAGUGAAUUAGCUGGAAGACGAUAUUGUAGUCGCAGCGCAGCGAAUGAUUUCAUUUGUAAUUAAGCAACAAUGUCUUCAGUUGAGUGUUUGAGAGAGUUUGUCAACAAGCGACUAACUGCUGCUGCUGAAGAAAUAUUCGGAGUUUUUAAAAAAACUAUCGUCGAGUACGAGGAAGAGAUCGAUCGUCAGCGCAGACUGCUGGAUAUCUUUUGGAAACCCGAAAUAAAGUUACACAGGAUAGAGCUCCCACAGCAACAUGUCUGUACGGAGGAGGAGGUUCUGGCUGACCAGCAGCUCUGUAUUCAGGAGAGGAACUCCAGUCUGGACCAAGAGGACCCAGAGCCUCCACAGAUUAAAGAGGAACAGGAGGAACUCUGCACCAGUCAGGAGGGAGAGCAGCUUGUACUGAAGCAGGAGACUGAUGCCUUUAUGUUGACUCCUACUGAUGAGGAAAGUGACCACAGUGAACCAGAACCAAACAGGGACCAGCAGCUCAUCUCUCACAACUCUCAUGUAGCUGAGAGCCAAGAUCAGAAAGGAGGCAAGCAUGGAGACUCAGGAUCAACUAAAGAUGCAGAACCAGAACUAAAGAAAAUAAAUCACAAAAGCAGAAAUCACACAAACAAUGGAUGCAACCAAACCAUGUUGAAGAUUCACCAUAAUCCUCACACAGGUGAAAAUUCUUUCAAAUGUGACACAUGUGGAAAAGGUUUUAAGCAUAAGUCAAAAUUGCAGAGACACCAGAGCGUCCACACAGAGCUCCCACAGCAACAUGUCUAUACGGAGGAGGAGGUUCUGGCUGACCAGCAGCUCUGUAUUCAGGAGAGGAACUCCAGUCUGGACCAAGAGGACCCAGAGCCUCCACAGAUUAAAGAGGAACAGGAGGAACUCUGCACCAGUCAGGAGGGAGAGCAGCUUGUACUGAAGCAGGAGACUGAUGCCUUUAUGUUGACUCCUACUGAUGAGGAAAGUGACCACAGUCAGUCUAUGUUUUUGGAUCCUGACAAAAAUCAGAGUGCAGCAGAGACAGAGCUUCCAGCUAGCCUGUGUAUCACUUGGCUAAAAAACAAAUCUGAUCUUGAAAAUUCUGAAGUAUCAGAACCAAACAGGGACCAGCAGCUCGUCUCUCACAACUCUCAUGUAGCUGAGAGCCAAGAUCAGAAAGGAGGCAAGCAUGGAGACUCAGGAUCAACUAGAGAUGCAGAACCAGAACUAAAGAAAAGACUUCGCAAAAGCAAUCAUCACACGAACAAUGGAUGCAACCCUACAAUGUUAAAGAUUCACUGUAAUACUCACACAGGUGAAAAGUCUUUCAAAUGUGACAAUUGUGGGAAAGCUUUUAAUUAUAAGUCAAAAUUGCACAGAUACCUGAACAUCCACACAGGCGAAAAGCCAUAUUUUUGCAGCACCUGUGGGAAACUAUUCAUAGAGACAUCAGCAUUGAAAACUCAUAUAAGAAUCUAUACAGGUGAGAAGCCAUAUUCUUGCAAAAUGUGUGGGAAAGGUUUCAGAUUUAAUAGUGGCUUGUUGGUCCACAUGAGAAUCCACACAGGUGAGAAGCCAUAUACUUGCAAAACAUGUGGGAAAGAUUUCAGCCGUAAUGGUGACUUGACAAUCCACAUGAGAAGAGCCCACACAGGCGAGAAGCCAUAUCUUUGCACAAUCUGCGGUAAACGAUACUUUGACGCGUCUCAUUUAGCAAAGCACAGAAGAUCGCAUACAGGGAAGUAGCCUUGUAUUUGCAAAAUAUUUGGGAGACGAUUCAUUCUAGUGGUUUGUGGUCAAAACACACAAGAUCUCACAGAAGUGAGGAGCCACAUAACUGCAACACUUGUGAGAAAAGUUUUUGCUCAAAUCACAUACUUGAAAAAACACCUGAAGAUCAAAAUACACAGGAGAAACCAUCGAGCUGAAGCUCCUGUGGAGACGUGUUCACCUGCUGAAUAAAAUACACUUUUGCAACAGCUACAUCUCUGUAACUGAAUGUAAAGUGUUUUCCAUAAGAUGAGAUGUCACUUUCUUAGUGUAAGGUUCACCUUCAUAUGACUAUUAGUUAUAUUUCUGCAACAGUAUUUCUUUGAAAUAAUCGUAAUCUCCCAAAUGGAGGAAAACUGUUAGUUUCACAGUGAGUGCGCAGUAGUGGCUGUUAAAGGUGUGAUCUCGAUGGCCGUUUGUUUUGCCAAAUGUUUAUGUUUAUGAUACAUCUCAGAAUCAAUUUAGUUUAAAGUUCAACAAGGACUCAAAAUGUUUGUUUCAUAGUUCUAUAUGAAGCCUCCUACACAUAUUACCAUGUAAGAAGUCCUGUUAAACAUGAACGUGCCUUCUUUUUGCUAUUUUUAUACACUACCUCACUUAUGUGUCUGACCAACAGAAUAAAAUCAACAUUUUUCCAUUUCUUGAUAAAUUACUUAAAAGAUUAAUUGAUUAUCAAAAUAGUUGCUGGUUAAUGUCAAUUAAUUUUAAGGAAUGGCAUGGAGACUCUGUAUCACUUAGAAACACAGAUCCAAAACACAGAAAAGUCCUCACAAAAUCAAUAGUCACACCAACGAUGUAUAUAACUACCAUGUUAAAGAUUGACUGUAAUAUUCACAAAGGUAAAAAGUCUUUAAAAUGUGACACAUGGGAAAGCUGUUAAGUACAAGUCAAAAUCGCAGAGACACCAGAGCAUCCACACAGGUGAGAAGCCAUAUUUUUGGAAAACGUGGGAAACACUUCAGAUCUAGCAGUAACUUGAAAGGGCACAUGAGAACUCACACAGGUGAAAAGCUGUAUCACUGCAGGACAGUGGUUUCAGGUGUAGUCGGACCCAUGCAGGCGAGAAGCCGUACACUCAAAAAAAAAAAAAAAACGUGCAAGUGGUUUAAGUUCAGUGAAAAUACAGUAUGUAUAACCCCACAGUGUUGCAAUAGGUGCGUCUUUGUGUUUUCAUACACUAAAUUUGAAACACCAUUUCUCAGAACAAUCACAGUCUUCUAUAUAUUGGGAAUAUUUUUUUCACAGUAGCGGCUGUUAAACUUAUGGUGUGAUGUGGAUUAUCGAUUGUCGUGUGGAUAAGAGCAUUUGCCAAAUGCCAUAAAUGGUCAUUUUUCA